UCACCAAUAACAAUAUAUACGUCCCUAUAUUUGCGAAAAAAAACCCAAAAUGAAAAAAAAACCUCUGCACCAUCUUCUUCCGCCGAGAUAUGGCAAUAACUACACAGAACCCCAUCGCCAUUGUUGAGCUCUGCUCCACUCUCCGGCAACUCCGCCAACUCCACGGCCACUUUCUCGCCGCCGGGGUCCUCCUUGAUCCUCCCCUCUUCGCAAAGUUUGUAGCCGCCGUCGCCCUCUCCCCGAAGACUCCCCAUCAUCUCCCCUACUCCCAUGAGCUCCUUUCCCACUCCCCCCACCACGCCUCUCUAUUCGCUCUGAAUUCCAUGAUCCGGGCUCACUCCAAAAGCUCAACGCCAAUCAAAAGCUUCCAUUUUUACCGCCAGAUCCUCCUCGCCGACGCCCUCUCGCCAGACAACUACACCUUCACCUUCUUAAUCCGCGCCUGCACGCAAGCGUCGGCGCCGGAGGCAGGGCGAGCUGCUCACGCCGCCGCAUUGCGCCGCGGGUUCCUCUCGGACUCCCACGUCCAGAGUGGGCUCAUUCACAUGUACGCUGAGUUAGGCUCCAGUGACGCGUUCCGGGGAAUCUAUGCUGAGCUUCAGAAUCCCGACUUAGUCACCCAGACCGCCAUGGUUAGCGCUUGCGCGGAGUCCGGGGAGAUCAAGCUCGCACGGCAACUGUUUGAUGAAAUGCCACACAGAGAUGUUGUUGCUUGGAAUGCUAUGAUUGCUGGGUACUCACACUUGGGCAGGUCUCGUGAGGCUUUGGAUUUGUUUGGUUUGAUGCAGGUCGAAGGAGUAAGGAUCGGCGAGGCGACGAUGGUGUCAGUUCUGACUGCCUGUGCACACCUCGGCGCACUUGAGCAAGGCAAAUGGGUGCAUGUUUAUGUCGAAAAGAACAAGCUCCGUUUAACAGUGACCCUUGGGACGGCGCUGCUCGACAUGUACUUCAAGUGUGGGUGUGUGGCCAGAGCCAUGGAUGUCUUCUGGAGAAUGAAAGAGAGGAAUGUGUAUACUUGGAGCAGUGCAAUCAGUGGGUUGGCGAUGAAUGGCAAUGGAGGGAAGUGUCUCGAGCUGUUCGAGCAGAUGAAGGAUGAUGGUGUACUGCCGAAUGAGGUGACUUUUGUCGCCUUGCUUCGGGGAUGCAGUGUGGCUGGCUUGGUAGAAGAAGGCCGGGAUGUCUUUGAGUCGAUGAAGAGUCGGUAUGGUAUUGAACCUUGGCUCGAGCAUUAUGGUUGUGUGGUGGAUAUGUAUGGUCGAGCAGGGCGACUCAAGGAUGCCAUUAGUUUCAUCGAUGCGAUGCCUGUGGAGCCACAUGCUGGAGCAUGGGGAGCUUUGCUGAAUGCUUGUAGACUCCAUAACAACAUUGAAUUGGGGGAGUAUGCGAUGAAAAAGAUGAUGCAGCUUGAGUUGAGAAACCAUGGUGCGUAUGUAUCACUGUCUAACAUAUAUGCUGAAUCGAGAAAUUGGCAUGGAGUUAGUGAUGUCCGGGAGUUGAUGAAAGCUAAGGGUGUACGAAAAGAACCCGGUUGCAGUGUCAUUGAGGUUGAUGGCCAACUUCAUGAGUUCUUUGUAGGCAAUAAAUCACACCCGAAAUACAUAAAUAUAGAGACAACGAUGAAGGAGAUGAUGAGUAAACUAAGAUCAGCAGGGUAUGUGAGCAGGACCAAUCAAGUGUUGUUUGACAUAGAAGAAGAGGAGAAAGAGGAUGCACUCUGUUGGCACAGUGAGAAGUUGGCCAUUGCUUUCGGCCUAAUGUCAUUAAGAGAUGGUGUCAACAUUAGGAUUGUGAAGAACCUCAGAGUUUGCUGGGAUUGCCAUGAAACAUCUAAGUUUGUUUCAAAAGUAUUUGACAGAGAGAUUGUCAUGAGGGACAGGAAUAGAUUUCAUCACUUCAAAGAUGGGGUCUGUUCCUGCAUGGAUUAUUGGUGAUUCUUUCCUCAUUUUUUUUCCUCAUAUCGCAAUGAAGAGAUAAGAGUUUUAGUCUGUGCAUUUGAUGUGAAAUUGUUUUGACGGUCUUUCAUAGAGAGAUGAUCAUGAGGCACAAGAAAAGAUUUUAUCACUUCAAAGAUAGGGUCUGUUCUUGCACGGAUUACCUACCGAUAAUUCUUCGGUGAAUUCUUUUUUUUCUUUUUCAAUUGCAAUGCAGAGA
This is a messenger RNA of Dioscorea cayenensis subsp. rotundata (Guinea yam), 2151 nucleotides long. Its product is annotated as putative pentatricopeptide repeat-containing protein At5g40405. The transcript has a single exon. The record is from RefSeq and is a predicted model, not a curated record. Gene Ontology annotation, biological process: RNA modification. NCBI's taxonomy places the organism in Eukaryota, Viridiplantae, Streptophyta, Magnoliopsida, Dioscoreales, Dioscoreaceae. Gene Ontology annotation, molecular function: protein binding; RNA binding; zinc ion binding. Bases 90 to 1931 code for a protein of 613 amino acids.